AUGGGGAGGGCCAACUGCUCGGUUCCUCUCCUCCUGGUGCUGCUGGCCUUCCUCUCCUGCUUCUUCCUCGCCCACGGUUUGUACGGAUUGACCGAGCUUUUUGGCUCGCCGGACCUCUCGCCGGAGGCCAUCCUCCUCAUAUUUGCCUUGUCUUUUCUCGUCCUUGCAGCGGCGGUGGCCGGGGCCAGCGGCAACCGCAAGAUGUUCCUGCCGAGGGAGGGAGCGGCAGCCGCCGCCGGGUCCAACGAUGGUGGGCAGGCCAUGCUGACGACGGCGGAGGAGGUGGCGGUCGGAGGAGAGAUGCAUCUGCUGCUGAGCGACGACGAGGAGAUGUUGGCCAGAAGGGUGGACCUGCAGACACAGGACUACCCGGGGUCCGGGGCCAACGGCCGCCAUGAUCCACGAAACCCGCAUUAA
Messenger RNA from Triticum turgidum subsp. durum (durum wheat), 417 nucleotides. Lineage: Eukaryota; Viridiplantae; Streptophyta; Magnoliopsida; Poales; Poaceae. The record is from the annotation of a GenBank genome assembly.